Musa acuminata subsp. malaccensis (wild Malaysian banana) is the source of this 567-nucleotide messenger RNA. Lineage: Eukaryota; Viridiplantae; Streptophyta; Magnoliopsida; Zingiberales; Musaceae. The record is from RefSeq and is a predicted model, not a curated record.
AUGACGGGGAUCUUCCUGGGACGCUCCUCCCGAUUGCUGAGGUGGCCGAUCACGAUGUUCCGAAUGGGACGGGGUCGUUAUUCCCUCUGGGCAAGAACUCCUUGCCUGCGCAUUCAGUGGGGAUCUUUGACUUCACACCUGCACAAAGAGCACUGUGACCCUAAAUUUACCCAUCGGUUGGGCCCCGCCUGCCACGCAUCUCAGCGGCAGGGGAAGCUAUAUUUUCCGAGCUGCGCAUCUCUCGUUGCUGUUCCGGAAUCCGAUCUCGACUCCCACGUUUUCUCAUCGAAGACGCGAACUCUGGCGACCGGAACCCUAGCCCACGACAAUGCACGGCGGGCAGAUAGGCCGUGCGGCUCGCGACGAUGUUUCCCCUCUAAGAUUGCAAAGUCUAGACCUCCAAUGCCUGUUUUGGCUGUUGUCUUCCUACGGAAGGAACCAGAUUCAAUGGAGUCAAGUUCUUUUAGCAUUACACAGUCCAUGUGAGGAUCUGAUAGCAACCUCACAAACACAGAUGGGAAGCAUAAUGUGGAUACAUAUGAAGCUUCCAUUCCAUCGAAUUACUAG